ACUCAUUGUCGCCGUCAACAGCAGUCGAGUGUGAAAAUACCUCAAAAUUUUUUGAAAUUAUUUUCUGCUGACAUACAAAUAACUUAGGAACUUACAUCCCUCUGAAUAUGGCGGCUCUUGUUGGUAUUAACGGUUUCGGGCGCAUUGGACGCCUAGUUCUACGUGCGUCUCUGGAAGCUGAUGACGUGAAGGUUGUUGCUGUCAAUGACCCUUUCUUAGACCCCGAGUACAUGGCUUAUUUGUUCAAAUAUGAUUCCACACAUGGUAUAUACAAGGGAGAUGUGGCAGCAUCAGGAGACAGUCUCAUUGUAAAUGGCCAAACUAUAAAAGUUUCCAAUGAGAAGGAUCCCAAAUCCAUUCCGUGGGGUGCAAACAGUGUGGUAUAUGUAGUUGAAAGUACUGGUGUAUUCACCACAAUAGAGAAAGCUAGUCUUCACCUGGAAGGAGGCGCUAAGAAGGUCGUAAUCUCUGCUCCCAGUGCGGAUGCACCAAUGUUUGUGUGUGGUGUCAAUUUGGAUAUGUACGAUAGCAGUAUGAACGUAGUGUCAAAUGCUUCUUGCACUACAAAUUGCCUUGCUCCUUUAGCAAAGGUUGUCCAUGACAAUUUUGAAAUUAUAGAAGGUCUGAUGACAACAGUUCAUGCCACCACAGCAACACAGAAGACAGUUGAUGGACCAUCGGGAAAGUUAUGGCGUGAUGGUCGGGGAGCUGGUCAGAAUAUCAUCCCAGCUGCUACUGGAGCAGCCAAAGCUGUCACUAAAGUUAUCCCAUCAUUAGUUGGGUGCCUGACUGGAAUGGCUUUCCGUGUCCCUGUACCUGAUGUGUCAGUAGUUGAUCUCACAUGCAGGAUAGGCAAAGGUGCAACUUACGAUGAAAUAAAACAGAAAGUGAAAGAAGCUGCUGAGGGUCCCCUCUGUGGAAUAUUGUCCUACACUGAAGAUGAAGUUGUUUCAUCAGAUUUUAUAGGGAAUGCAAACUCAUCUAUUUUUGAUGCAAAAGCUGGCAUGUCACUCAACAGCAACUUCGUCAAGCUUAUUUCCUGGUAUGAUAACGAAUGUGGUUACUCUCAUAGAGUGUGUGAUUUGAUUCGUCAUAUGCACAAAGUUGGGUAACUAUGAAAAAUGUGCUGAUUGUGGAAAUAGAAGCAGCAAUUUAUUAUUAUAUGCUUUGUCUUUUUGCGCUAGAUGUUUUGAGGUAUUAUGAUUACUGUUUUUCUGUAAGUU
Molecule: messenger RNA, 1223 nt
Organism: Schistocerca serialis cubense
Lineage: Eukaryota; Metazoa; Arthropoda; Insecta; Orthoptera; Acrididae
Product: glyceraldehyde-3-phosphate dehydrogenase 2-like
Exons: 8
Coding region: 108-1112 (334 amino acids)
Biological process (GO): glucose metabolic process
Molecular function (GO): NAD binding; NADP binding; oxidoreductase activity, acting on the aldehyde or oxo group of donors, NAD or NADP as acceptor
Source: RefSeq, a predicted model, not a curated record